UGUAUAAAAACAUUAUUCCGUUGACAGGGAUCACUUUCACAUAAUUCGCAAUAACUAUAUGAUUGCUCCCACUUUCAUGCAAUAUGAAUUCCUUGAAGACUGUGGCAGAGAAAGUCAAGCGUAGUCCGCAAAUAAUACGUAGAAAGUUCCAGUUUGUGCAAUACGACAAUUUGAACAAAGGAUUUGAAUUCUGUGACUAUAUACCAAUUCAAACACCAAAUCUUCAUUUUUGGGGAUUGAAAAUGAAGCUUUUUCAAAGAAGGAGCCACGGUUGGGAGAAAUUAGAUGAUAAAAGAGUSGAGAACAGUGGWAGAUCAACAAGACAAAAGGCUCGAACACCUCGACUGGCACUUAGGUUCACUACAAGAAUUCGACAUUUUCUGUCAUAUUUUAAGCCAUUUGUUUGCUAUCAAGAGUUAAGAGAAGAGUGCUUAAAUGAUCCUGAACCAUUGAAAGAUGGAAUAUCCUUUUAUUGUAAGUGGCUGGGAACAAGUCAAGUWUUCAAAGCACAAGGAACGGGCUGCACAGAUGGUGCCAUUAAGCAGAUAGUUGAAGAUGCUAAAAAGAUGAAAUCAUCAAAAGAUUCCCGAGAGAAGAAGUUACAAAAAGUGCUUGUAAUUGUCACCACGAAAAGUCUUAAAAUAGAAGAUAUGGCUACAAAGACAUUAAAAAUGGAAAUACCAAUAUACAGAAUAUCGUAUUGUACAGCAGAUCCUAACUAUCCUAAAGUGUUUGCUUUUAUUGCGAGACAACAAGGCUGUAAAGUUCUACAAUGCCACGCACUUCUCUGCAACAAAGAAUCAAUGGCAAAAGCGAUCUCACUCACUGUCGCCGAUGCCUUUUCAUCAGCUUAUGACAAAUURGAGGACCAAAKCCAGCCMAAAAUAACGCAGCCCUUGCGGGAGAUGACGUCCUCAGAGGUAGAAACUCAGCCCUCAAAACCAGUAUCUCUACUAGUUCUCAGCCAAYCAACAAGUACAGAAAACAKAGGYAACUCUUUUCAAGACGAUUGUGAAAACAAUUUACCAAUAAAAGCAAGUAAUCCUUUUAGAAACGAGGAUACGAACUCCAAUGUUACGAAUCCAUUCACCCAGGAAGAMAAAAAACUCCAACUGAACAAGCGUCCACUGUCAGAGUAUUGCGUGCACGGGCCUCAUAUAAAGAUAUCUGGGGAUGAGUUUCUAGCAGCCGCUUCSAGCGYUGGUUCGUCACAUAGUAUGAYAGCAUUGGUAAGAACAUCGAUAUUAUUGCUACUAAACAACUUUAAACUAAUAACUUUUAUUCUUGUACAGGAUCUUGCAGGUGCAACGAAUUAUGACGAUUUUGAUGUAGAGUUCACAAGGCUUGCUGAGGGACGCUCAAAUUCCAAUCUCUUUGAGACUCCAGUACGAAGAAGUGAUUUACAAGAAGAUUUGUCAACGCUUUUAGCCAAUGAAAACACGGCACUUGAGCUCAUGAAUUCCAAAUCAACGGAGGAUUUGUUAUUUUGAUGAAAAUASUGUAUGUUGAUUUGUAAGGGCACUGACGAAGGACCAAGAUGMCYUUCCUUAGUGAACAAGGGAAAGCUCUGAACGAAAACGAAAGAAAUACAAAAAUACAUUGAYCAGAAUUCUAUUUUUCUUGGUGAAACGGGAGACAGAGCUGCUAAUACAUUAAAUAUUGAUUACAAAAUUACAYCAAUUUUCUGGGUCUCACGGUGAGUGACCGCUGAUAUCAUCUCUUGCAUGAUAAGUGAAGCUCAUACCUCGAUCAAUUAGCUCUAGCUAAUUUUAUGUUACAGCUUGUAUAUUUGUUAUUGUCAGAAUUAUCUUUCUGAAUGCUUGAAUGUAAAUAACUCCAGUGAAUUCAUCAUAAUCAAGUUGUUAUGAAGUCCUUGAGCUCCAAAUAUACAAAUCAGAGACAGGGCGGGACAACCCAUCGCCAAAGAGGAAACAGUCGGAAGGUAAAUUUUUAAACAUCGGAGACCUGAAGGAGAAGUCGUCUUCAAAACAAUAGUCUCCUUCGCAGCCUUCUUUUGUCGUGGUUUAUGUUCCUACUCCUUCUUUUGGGAGUGACAGGAAGGCCGACAAAAGGGAAGGUAACGAAGGAGGAUAUAGAAAGAAGGACGAAAUGUAAACAAAUGUUGAAAUAAUGAAMGAAGUGGAAGAUUUCUCAGCUCUGUUUCUCGAAGUCUAAUUUAGAAUGAAUGAAUGCUCCAUAUGAAUUAUAUUUCAAUUUUUUUGACAUUUUUGUAUAACUAGAUAUAUAUUCAUAGAAAAAUUAUUUAUAACAUCUAUAAAAUGUCAUUUGUAUAGCUAAAUGAGGUUAUUUUGAUUAAAGUUCAAUUAUUGAUC
Molecule: messenger RNA, 2333 nt
Organism: Exaiptasia diaphana
Lineage: Eukaryota; Metazoa; Cnidaria; Anthozoa; Actiniaria; Aiptasiidae
Exons: 9
Coding region: 84-1490 (468 amino acids)
Source: RefSeq, a predicted model, not a curated record